CGUAUAAAACCCGAGAAGGUGAAGUUCGCUGACGAGCGGCUGAAGGAUAAUAGCUACCAGUCCAAAGGAGGCCCGCAGAACGACUAUGGCGACAAGGCGCAUCGCGACUUGAUCGUCACCAGGGGUGCUGGGUUCAGGAAGGAGAAGAAUAAAAAGAAGAGGGGGAGUUACAGGGGUGGAGAGAUUACGAUGGAGAGCCAUAGUAUCAAAUUCACCGAUUAG
Molecule: messenger RNA, 222 nt
Organism: Gloeophyllum trabeum ATCC 11539
Lineage: Eukaryota; Fungi; Basidiomycota; Agaricomycetes; Gloeophyllales; Gloeophyllaceae
Exons: 3
Cellular component (GO): nucleoplasm; nucleolus
Source: RefSeq, a predicted model, not a curated record